AUGGAAGGUUUCAAAGAUGUCCCUGAAAAUUAUAGAUUUACUUUGAAAAAAUGUUCAGAGAUUCUAUUUAUAGGCCAACUUUACAAAUCGUUUUUUUUUUUGUCAUUUUGUCAUUUUCAGACAACCUCAAAAUUAACCCAUGAAUUUCAUAGAAUAUGUUCUGGAAAAUACUACACAACUGUUGAAAUACUUGAUGACUUUUGGAAUGUUGAUGGGAAAUGUAUAUGUAAGAAUGAAUAUAAUAAAUGUGGUGUCGAUUGUAUUCGGUCGAAAAGCAGUAACUUUCAGAUUUAUGGUUUAUCAUGUACAACACCAUCAUCAACAGAUGUCACUGCACCUAAUACAGGUUAUACAACAGAAUCUAAGAGCGAUUUUAAACUAACCAUAUUCCUUGCUAUUUUUGGUGCAAUGAUCGGUCUGCUACUUUUGGUUCUCAGUUUUUACUGUUUCAAGCGAACAAUUCAAGAGAAAAGAGGACUGUUAUUUUAUACAGAGGACCAUUCUUACCACUGUGAAGCCAUUGAUCAGUUUAUAUCUUUCCUGAAUAUGAGCAAGUGCAAACUAGAAGUUGCUGCUCGUUUAGUGAAAGGUAGUGAUCCAUCAAGACUGAGUUUAGAAAUUCAAGAGUCCGAUUUUAUAAUUCUUGUUUACUCGAAAGCUCUUCACAAAAGAAUCCAGGCUUGGAAAAGCAACCAAGAUUACAUAAAUUUUUUAAAAGAGGAUAACUCAGCACUUUUAACAGCUUCCCUUCUCGGGGAACUUGAAGAAAGCAAUAAACUUAUCAUUUGUAAGUUUCCUCAGGUACCAAACUCCAGUGUGAGCAGUGAAUUUCCUUCAGUCAAGUGUUACACUCUAACAAAAGAGUUGAACUUGCUUAUUCAACAAAUCCAUGGAAGAGGAGUGGAUCAUGAGCUUGCUGUUCUUGACAAAAAUAACAAGCUCAAUCACAACUCUUUGACAAACACUAUUAAGAAUGCUACCAACUUUGAAGAAAAUAGUUCCUAUUGGUUUGAAGACAAAUAUAUUUGCCCUAAGAAAAUGGAGUCUUUAAAUGAAAUGCCUGAUUAUGCUGAAAACUUUUCAGAUGGAUGUGAACAUAGUAUUUAUUCCAUUCCUAUAAGUUACAUAUUGGAACAGAUCAAUGAGUACAAUGACUCAUUAGUUUAAAAGAUUCACAGGUUGGAUUCAUUUUUAAAUCUCAUCCUGGAUCCUUCCUGCUUUUCUUUUACCUUUUCACUAUGCCUCUUAUCUUCUUCUACCUGACAUUCUUCUACAUAAGGAUAUAAAAUAUGUUACCAAUUUUCUCUAACCUCUGAUGUUGGGCCGAUUUGAAUUUGAGGUUGGGCUGAUGUGAGAUUUUGGUCUCUUACGUUGGGUUGACAUCGGCCCAAUAUCAUAUUCAGAUAAAGGUGACAUCGGUUUGAUAUGAAGAUGAGGUUGGGCUGAUGUAUGGUUGUUCAACUUGAGAAGUCUCAAUGUAGGGCUGAGCCGAUUUUGCCAAAUGCCUGAUCUGGCUCUGAAAUACAUUCAAGGAUGGGUUAAUUAAUGUAUGAUUAAACAUUUAUAGGGGUUCGAUAUUAGCCACACUUUAUCUUUUCCAUAGCAUUACACCAGAUCCCUGGCAUGAAUUGCUUUGAUUCCAGCCUCAUCCACUCAGCAUUUAAAAAUAGAAAUGUGAUAUUGCUUCAAUUUACAGUCAAUGAGGACCACCUACUUCUAAACAGAAACAAUAUUAAAUUUAUUUUGAAGA
Messenger RNA from Octopus bimaculoides (California two-spot octopus), 1750 nucleotides. RefSeq lists its product as uncharacterized. Gene Ontology annotation, molecular function: interleukin-17 receptor activity. Lineage: Eukaryota; Metazoa; Mollusca; Cephalopoda; Octopoda; Octopodidae. The record is from RefSeq and is a predicted model, not a curated record.